Messenger RNA from Portunus trituberculatus (swimming crab), 908 nucleotides. RefSeq names its product (3R)-3-hydroxyacyl-CoA dehydrogenase-like. Bases 47 to 871 code for a protein of 274 amino acids. Lineage: Eukaryota; Metazoa; Arthropoda; Malacostraca; Decapoda; Portunidae. The transcript is spliced from 6 exons. The record is from RefSeq and is a predicted model, not a curated record. Gene Ontology annotation, molecular function: oxidoreductase activity, acting on the CH-OH group of donors, NAD or NADP as acceptor.
UACAUUGUAAUAUGAUAAAAGAUAAGAAUUCAUUAUCUAUUUCGUGAUGGCACUAAAAGGCCUGCACCACCUAUGUACCCACUCAGUUAGAGCAUCACCAGAGGACGCAACAAUGGCUCCCAACGACUUCACCGGACAGGUGGCACUUGUGACAGGUGGCGGCAGCGGCAUCGGGCGUGCCACAUGCCUGCUGCUUGCCCGCGAUGGAGCUCGAGUGGUGGUGACGGACUUCAAUGUGCAGACGGCCCGUGAAACCCACAGUCUGAUGCCAAACCCCGAGAAGCACCUGGCGCUGCAGAUGGACGUGACGCAGCAGAGUGCCGUGCAGAGCGUCAUCGCCACAGUUCGGGACAAGUACGGAGAGCCGCCCAGCCUGCUAGUCAAUGCCGCUGGAAUCAUGAACAUCGAUCCAUCUUUUGACAAGACGGGUGAUGUUGUGAUCAACGUGAAUCUUAAGGGCAUCUUUAUUGUGACCGAGGCCUUCACUGAGGAGUUGCUGAAAGGAAACGAAGGCGCACAGGAGGAUAAGGGCGUUAUUGUCAAUAUAGCAAGUAUACUUGGGAAGUUAGGUCACCCUGAUUUCAGACAUUAUGCUGCCUCAAAAGGCGGUGUUAUAACAUACAGCAAAUCCUGCGCUGCCCACAUGAUCAGAAAGGGUAUCAGAAUCAACUGUAUCCUGCCUGGCUUGGUGGACACUGCCAUGACCAAACCCUUUACUGAAGAAUUUCGUCAGUCAAUAUGUGACAAAACUCCUCUCCCACGAGCUGGCAAACCAGAAGAGAUAGCUGAGGUGGUCGUGUUCCUACUGUCAUGGCGCAGCAGCUUCAUGGUGGGCGCCUGUGUGGAGGUGACCGGCGGGGAUGGCAUGUGAUGGGCAACAUAAAGCAUACAUUAAAAAUAUGAAUUAU